GGGAGAAAAAGCUCAGACAGACAAGCUCGAGAAGCUCCACUGACAAGAAGCCACACUGGGUGGCCUCGCUCCAGCGCUUUGUUUGUACAUAGACCCCCGUUUUUCUCCUUUUGGGACUGCUUUUGAUUAAUUUUUUCAAUAUAUAUAUAUAUAUUUUUAAGCGUCAUUUGUUUCUCUCUCCCCGUACUGCGCGUCGUUGUCCCCUCUCGCUGGCGUCUAUGCAACCUAACAGCAUUGAUGGUGGGAGCGUGUGCUUUUAUCCACGUGCAUUGAUGUAGCACGCAGCGAGGACGAGAUAAGAGCCCUUAUCUCAGCACCUGGAAGCCUGCGGGAGGAUUUGAUUGAGGACAAAGCAGCCAUCAACAUAAGGAUUCUUGUCGAAAUCGGGAAUUACGCAUCCAAACUGGGAUCUAUGAGCGGAAAAGUGGCGAAGCCUAAAGAAGACAAGGAUGCUUCCAAGGUCCAGGAUGAUGCUGCCCCAGGUACCCAGGAGUACAUUAUGUUACGGCAGGACUCCAUCCACUCUGCGGAUAUAAGGAGUAAAGGUUCCCCGUUUCGUGCUAAGUGUCACGAAAUCUUCUGCUGCCCGCUGAAGCAAGCCGUCCACAAAGAGAACGCUGAGCCCGAAGAGCCCCAGCUGAAGGGGAUUGUGACCAAGCUGUACAGUCGACAGGGUUUCCACCUACAGCUGCAGGCAGACGGAACCAUUGAUGGAACCAAGGAGGAGGACAACGGCUACACCACGUUCAACCUUAUUCCGGUGGGUCUACGAGUGGUGGCCAUCCAGGGGGUGCAGACCAAACUCUACCUGGCUAUGAACAGUGAGGGCUACCUGUACACGUCGGAACACUUCACGCCGGAAUGCAAAUUCAAGGAGUCGGUGUUCGAGAACUACUACGUGACAUACUCCUCCAUGAUCUACCGCCAGCAGCAGUCAGGCAGGGGCUGGUACCUUGGUCUGAACAAGGAGGGAGAAAUCAUGAAGGGCAACCAUGUCAAGAAGAACAAGCCGGCAGCCCAUUUCCUUCCUAAACCUCUAAAAGUGGCGAUGUACAGAGAGCCAUCCCUCCACGACCUAACGGAAUUCUCCCGCUCCGGUAGUGGCACACCCACCAAGAGUCGGAGUGCCUCUGCAAUGCUGAACGGCGGCAAAGCUGUGAGCCAGAACGAGUCGACGUAGCGCCGCCUGCCAGAGUCAAUCCUUGAAACCUUACCUCCAACAGAGCGUGAAUCCAAGCAGACCCUUUCUUCAAUCAGCAGUUCAGCGCUUGCUGCAACGUACCACACAUUAACACCUAGAAAACAUCAAUAACUAUAAUUAAAACACUUCGGCGCAUUUAUCAUGACUUCCAACAACGGCAUUAAUAGCAAGACAUGUCACGGCACAUUAACCAUCCUAGACACAAAAUGUAGUCUUAUUUAUUUACUAUUUACUCACCAGUUAGCUCAUCUAUUUAUUGAUGAUUUUUCUUAUUUUCUUGUGCACACAAACAUUUCUGAGCUCAUGUAGAGAACGAGCACUUGUGCGUCCAUCAGGCAGGGACAGGAGGUGAGUGGACAUUCAGGACAACCAGGUGUGGGUCUUGGAGGCAAGCCCUGAUCUCUGUCUCAUCCAUGCUUCUGUGAAUACAAAGCCUAUAAACUCCCUGGCGUGGCCCGACCCGGUUCUGCUGGUGACCCGAGGCCCCGGCCAGACAGUAGCUCUCCUUGCGUCCCAGUGCACAUGCUCAGAGACUGAGCUCUCUAGCAUGGGGAAAACCAAGCCGACGCUAAUCGGACCUGACAUGUGAGGUCCGAGCGUGGAGGCUCUUUUCCCUUUUUAAGAGACGCCACAGCUGCCCUUCUUUCUGCUAAUUUCACAAUUAGCCAAGAACGUUUCAUUUCUUUUAUCGACUGGUUUUCAUUUGUCCCCUCUUGUUGUCCCACCCUCAACAUUGUUCAGUAUUUUGGUCGCACAGUUGAAAGGGGUUCCAGCAAACCAAAGACUGAACAAAAGAGUGUCCCUUUAAGUCGAAGAUGCCAGUAUGAAGGCAAAGCUGGAUUUUAUUUUUUUCCCCCUCUCCAAUGUACAUUUAUUUUGGACUAGCGCAAACAUGGCUAGAGGAAAUGAUGAUGUCAGCCACACUGGAGUGUUCGAUGUUUUUUGUUUUCCUUUUUGAGAGGAUCCGCUUGACGGCCGAGGUACGACGCGACUAUUCGGUGUCCCCCCCGUUCCCUUCUUGUUCUGUCACAAUGUCUGUCUCUUGUCCUUGUGGUUUGUUUCUUCCGUGCUCGUGUCAUAACUCCACCUCGUCAUUCUUUUUGGUCAAUUUCUUCUGACAGACCAUAGAAAUAUGGCUGUCCAGGAUGCUCGUUAUAUGUUUGAGUAACUUGUUGUGGUGAUGAUUUUUUUCUAUCUAUCUUUAAAACAAAUCAAAAAAGAAUACUGUGCACUUUUAGGUGUCUUUAACAUUUUAUAGGGAUGUCAUAUUUGUAAAAGUAUAUUUAAAAAAAAAAUGGGUGGGGCGGGCUUCAUAAAUUGACAUCUUCCCUCUCUUGCAUAGGGCAUGUACAACACAAAGAUAUACAAAAAAAGGACCCUUUUUUGUGUCCGUUGACGCUACAUAUUACUUCUUUCUGGUACAUGCUUUUUGCAGGACUUCUUGUUCUUGGUUCCCUCGAGAGGUGGUUUGUAUUAGGUGAAUCUAUCUGUUGCAUGGGAGAACGCAGGGGACUUGUGGUCUAGAGCUGCAUGAUGUAGGCUGUAUGUAAUUACCCCAUGUUGGAUCAUAUGUUCCAAGCUACCAGGAUAAACUCAAACAACAUUAUGCAGGCAGAUGUCCAGGCUGCCUGAUGACUUCCAGUUGUUUAUUAUUUGUUGUAUACACAAAAAAUGCACUGAAUAAAAGGUUUAUAUUAAGAUAUA
This is a messenger RNA of Phycodurus eques (leafy seadragon), 2905 nucleotides long. RefSeq names its product fibroblast growth factor 13a (gene fgf13a). Gene Ontology annotation, molecular function: growth factor activity; fibroblast growth factor receptor binding. Gene Ontology annotation, biological process: cell differentiation; positive regulation of gene expression; positive regulation of protein phosphorylation. The record is from RefSeq and is a predicted model, not a curated record. Gene Ontology annotation, cellular component: cytoplasm. Lineage: Eukaryota; Metazoa; Chordata; Actinopteri; Syngnathiformes; Syngnathidae. The transcript has 7 exons. The coding region runs from base 413 to 1180 and encodes 255 amino acids.